Molecule: messenger RNA, 2736 nt
Organism: Lodderomyces pseudojiufengensis
Lineage: Eukaryota; Fungi; Ascomycota; Pichiomycetes; Serinales; Debaryomycetaceae
Gene: BGL22
Product: Bgl22p
Exons: 2
Coding region: 1-2736 (911 amino acids)
Biological process (GO): glucan catabolic process
Molecular function (GO): beta-glucosidase activity
Source: RefSeq, a predicted model, not a curated record
AUGUCAUUGGUUACCAAGUUAUUGAUAUUUAUUUUAUUUGUUACCACAUCUUCUUCAUUAGCAGAUGUAUCAUUUAUUUUAAAAUCUGAAUUUUCAAAUAGUACAACGCAACAAUCAAAUAUAGUUAAAAGAUCAAAACAUCAAGAACAACCAAUGUUUUUAGUUGAGGAUACCAGUGAUGUCUAUAAAUCACCAGGAUAUUAUCCAAGUCCGCUUGGAGGUAGAAUUGAUAAUUGUUGGCAAAAAGCUUACGAAAAAGCUAGAAAAAUUCUUGAAAAAAUGUCUAUUCCAGAAAAAGUUAAUUUAACAACAGGUACAGGUUGGGGAUCUGGUCCAUGUGUUGGAAAUACUGGUUCAGUUCCAAGAUUAGGAAUUCCAAAUUUAUGUUUUCAAGAUGGUCCAAAUGGAGUUAGAUUUACUGAUUUUGUUACUCAUUUUCCUUCAGGUUUAGCAACUGCUGCUACUUUUAAUAAAGGAUUAGCAUUUUUAAGAGGUAAAGCUCUUGGUAGAGAACAUCGGAAAAAGGGAGUUCAUGUAGUAUUAGGUCCAGUUAUAGGUCCAAUUGGUUUAAAAGCUCAAGGUGGUAGAAAUUGGGAAAGUUUUGGUUCAGAUCCUUAUUUACAAGGAGUAUUUGGAGCAGCAACAGUUGAAGGUAUUCAAGAUGAAGGAGUUAUUGCAUCUUGUAGACAUUUGAUUGGAAAUGAACAAGAACAUUUUCGUCAAGUUGGUGAAUGGGAUGAUUUAAAUUCUAAAAAUGAUUGGGAUAAAUUAGAAACUUCAAUAAGUUCAAAUAUUGGUGAUAGAGCAAUGCAUGAAAUUUAUUUAUGGCCAUUUGCAAAUGUUAUUAAAUCAGGUUGUGGUAGUAUUAUGUGUUCAUAUAAUCAAGUAAAUAAUACUUAUGCUUGUGAAAAUUCUUAUUUAAUAAAUUAUUUAUUGAAAGAAGAAUUAGCAUUUCAAGGUUUUGUUGUAAGUGAUUGGGGAGCUCAACAUUCAGGUGUAACAUCUGCUUUAUCAGGUUUAGAUAUGACAAUGCCAGGAGAAGUAUUUGAUGAUUGGUUAACAGGUAAAUCAUUUUGGGGUCCUUUAUUAACUAGAGCUGUUUAUAAUGGUACAAUUUCACAACAAAGAUUAAAUGAUAUGUGUCUUAGAAUUUUAGUUCCAUUUUUUGCAAUAGAUACUGUCAAUUUACCUCAAGAAGAUGAUGUACCAAAUUUUAGUUCAUGGACUCAUCAUACUUAUGGUCAACAAUUUCCUUAUCAACAUUUUGGACCAAUUGUACAAAAGAAUUGGCAUGUUGAUGCAAGAUCAGAAUUUAGUGAUAAUACAGCAUUAACUGUUGCAAGAGAAUCAAUUAUUUUAUUGAAAAAUUCACAUCAUCAUUUACCUAUUGAUAAAAGUGAUGGAGUUAGAAGAAUUUUUAUUGCAGGUCAAGGAGCUGGAUAUGAUCAACAUGGAAUUAAUUGUAAAGAUCAAAGAUGUACAGAAGGGUGUAUGACUAGUGGUUGGGGUUCAGCAGCUGUAAAUAAUCCUUAUGUUAUAACACCAGUAGAAGCUAUAUCUAAAAAAUGUAGAGAAAGAGGAAUUGUAGUUGAUCAUUCAUCAAAUAAUUGGGAUUUAGAUACUAUGGGAGAUUUAGCAGAUUAUGCAGAUUUAUCAAUUGUUUUUGUUAAUAGUUUUUCUGGUGAAGGUUAUAUAAAUGUUGAAGAUAAUUUUGGUGAUAAAAAAAAUCUUUCAUUAUGGCAUAAUGGUGAUGAAUUAAUUAAUAAAAUAGCAGAUAGAUGUCAUAAAACGGUAGUUGUGGUUACUUCAACUGGUCCUAUCAAUUUAGAAAGAUUUAUUGAACAUGAAAAUGUUGUUGCAGUAUUAUUUACAGCUCCAUUGGGACAAUUUUCAGGUCAAGCAAUAGCAGAUGUAUUAUUUGGUGAUACAAAUCCAAGUGGUAAAUUACCUUUUACUAUUGCUAGAAAAAAGCAACAUUAUGUACCAGUUAUUGAUGAUUUAGGAGGUGAAGUUGAACCACAAGAUAAUUUUGAUCGUGAUAUUUAUUUGGAUUAUAGAUUUUUUGAUAAACAUAAUAUAAAACCAAGAUAUGAAUUUGGAUUUGGAUUAUCAUAUACAACUUUUAAAAUUUCAAAUUUAAAAAUUACUGAAAUUAAUCCACCAAGUGAAUAUCUCCCUUAUCCACAAGAAUAUUCACCAAUUGUUAAAAUGGUUGAAGAUGAUGUUUGUGAUCCAGAAGAUGCUAUUUUCCCACAUGAUGAAUUUUCACCAGUUCCAGGUUAUAUUUAUCCAUAUUUAUAUAAUGAAAAUAUUCAUUCAUUAGAUCAAGAUGAAUCAUAUGAUUAUCCAAAAAAUUAUACUCCAGAUCAACCAAAUUCACCUUCAUUAAAUUCAGGAGAUAUGGGUGGGCAUCCACAAUUAUGGGAAGUUUUGUAUGAAGUAUCAGCAGAAGUUAAAAAUACAGGAGAUAUUAGAGGUAAUGCAGUUUUACAAUUAUAUUUAGAAUUACCAAGUACAAUUGUUGCAUCACCACCAAAAAUUUUAAGAGGUUUUGAAAAAACAUUUUUAGAACCUGGUAAAUCAUCAAAAAUAUUUUUUCAAAUUUUAAGAAGAGAUAUAAGUAUUUGGGAUUGUGAUUCACAACAAUGGAUUAUUCAAACUGGUAGUUAUAAAGUUUAUAUUGGAAGUUCAAGUCGUAAAAUUGAAUUAACUGGAGAAAUUCAAAUAGGUUGCUAA